ACACUCAGAGUUAGCUACAAAAAUAAAAUAUACCUACAUGUAAUUACUUAAGAAAUCGUUGGCUAAAAAGUCCAUUAGUAUCGCAAUGCGUACACAGCUGUGUUAUCUGUGGAUGCUUAGCUGUUUCUUAACUUAUCUUGGGGCUACUGUGGAUAGAGUGUCGAUGGAUAAGCUGGGCUUUCACAAUAACUACAAUGCGAUUGUGCGGGACUUAAUCAAGAACUGGGAGUCCCCGAUUGUAUAUCUGCGGCAAUUGGGCUAUCUGCCCAAGGACUAUGAGGAUACAUCAAAGAUUAAGCCGAGCUUGGAUGCUCUAAUGAGUCGCAUCGAGCACGAUGAUCAGCAGAAUGCCAUACACACCGAAGGUGACAAGGGCAAGCAGCAAUUCUGUGGAACAAAUGAUGGCAAAAAGAUGGAGCWGAAGAAGAAGAAAAAGAAGAAGCGAAAGGCCAUUUUGUUGCAGCCGCAGAAGGGCAAACGACGUGAUCGCGAGGCGAGUGCCACACAGGGCGUAUCCUAUCCCACUGUGGAUCAACUGUUGGCCAUGGUGCAGCAAGCGAAACCUGCGGCAAUAGGCGAGCAGCCCAAAGCUCAGCCGUUGCAGGCACAGCCAAAGCCCGUAGAACAGAUUGACAGCUCGAAAUUGCAGCUGCUUGGCCAAAUGUUUUCAGAGCAGCGACAGGAGCCAGUGCAGCCAGUGCAGCAAGAGCAGCCAGUGCAGCCAGUGCAGUCAGUGCAGUCAGUGCAACCAGCAGCCGAGGCCACUGAAAAUGAGAGUCUCUUGCAGCGUCUUGUCAAGAAAAUCAAUCCGAGCCCUGAGACCAAGCCACUGGAAGCGGCUCAGCCAAAUAUCGUUGGCAAUCUGCCGCAGUAUUCAAUUGAGCAACCAUCGCCAAUGGGGGCCUAUAACAUGAUGAAGAUGCUCAAUGAGAGUCCUGGCAAGAGUGUGUCCUCCUAUUUGGAAAGCAAAAAAGCGGAUACGAUCGCCCGGAUCCGGCGCAAUCUGAAAUCAAGAUUAGUACGGAAAUUGAAGCACCACAAUAUCUAAAUUGGGAUAUACAAAACCAUCGGCUCAAAGAGAUCUCACCCUUACUCAAGGAUAACUAUGUGGAUAAAAUAGUGCGGAUCUUUGUC
Molecule: messenger RNA, 1134 nt
Organism: Drosophila arizonae
Lineage: Eukaryota; Metazoa; Arthropoda; Insecta; Diptera; Drosophilidae
Source: RefSeq, a predicted model, not a curated record